Molecule: messenger RNA, 3228 nt
Organism: Nomia melanderi (Alkali bee)
Lineage: Eukaryota; Metazoa; Arthropoda; Insecta; Hymenoptera; Halictidae
Cellular component (GO): extracellular region
Source: RefSeq, a predicted model, not a curated record
ACAACACGGAACUCGAGAGUUAUUUCAUCGAAUACGCGAUUCAAAAAGAAAUGAUAAAUCGAAAUCGAUGCCCCGCCAGUCGUCGUUUGCUCAGUCAGACCGCUCAUUUGGCGGAGUUCAAUUUCGCCAAUGGUAAUCAUCAAAAGGCGAAAUAAUCGCGGAUUCGUUGCGCGUUCCGAUGAAAAUCCAGGAACGCGUACGAUCGUAUAUCGGUGCAAAUCGAACGGAGUAGGUGGCAGUGGGACCGGGGACUCGAGCUGCGGCAGGGACAGGGUUAGGAAAGCAACGGAAGCAUGUAAGCGACUAAAUCCGUGUUACGACUGUACCAAUUCUGUAUAAAAUUCUUACACCUUUAGCCCUGUUGUGUGUCCACGGGUCUUUCUCGAGUCAAUUGCAAAAUCGUUAGCAGAGUACACGUACGUAUGUAUGUAUUUACGUGUGCUCGCUUUCUUGGUAACACUCGAAACGAGUAGAUAGCUUGAUAAAUUGGGAACCGCAAAAGGGUUAGAUCCAAUUCUCUGCAUUGGACGAAAUAGCCUGUCGAAUGAUGAAAGAAAGACGGACGGAAAAAUGUUUUCAGGAUUCGCCGUGCAUCGGAAUUAGUAUGAUACACACGUCGAACGCAAAUUGGCCUCCUUCCAGGAAAAGAGAAGAAGCGAAAGCAUUGGAAAACCUUCGCAAACGAGUCGAACAAUCCAAAUUGUACAAAUCGACUAGAGCUUCUGAUACUUGUGGGUCAACUUCCAUUUCUCUGGUCUUGAAUGACAAUCGAAACGAACAACUCGAUAAUCGGCCGAAGCUUUUAAAAAAGAUCCUGAGUAACAGACCGAUGAGUAUCGCGCACGACAGUAACGAUCUGGAGACUGACUGGCGAGACAGUGAAUUUAUUACGGAAUGUUUAUGCUGGCACAAUGUGUAUCGACAAAGGCACAACGCACCGCCGUUGACGAUGUCGCCACAGUUGUGUGAGUACGCUCAAACAUGGGCCAAUCAUUUGGCGCACACGAACACAUUUUAUUAUAGAAACGAUCGGGAGGUGGGACAGAAUCUUUACUGCCGACCAGGUGGUGCAGUUCCUACAGACGUAACGGGACAAGACGUUGCAUCCUACUGGUAUUCCGCGGUGAAGCAGUACAAUUUCUUGAAAGAACCCGAUAUUCUUCACGCCAACGUGAACGCAGGUCAUUUCACGCAAUUAAUUUGGGCAAACAGUCGUUACUUUGGUGUCGGGAAAGCUCGCAGUAGAAGUGGCAAAGUGAUCGUAGUCGCCAAUUAUCAGCCGGUUGGCAAUAUAUCCGGGCAAUUUCAAAGUAACGUUUUACCACCUCUGCCCGAAAAUGUGAAUAUGGCAUUAUCAUCGCCACCGCCGCCACCGCCGCCACCGCUUCCGCUUCCAUUGCUCCAGACGUCGGGGAAAAUCUACCGAGAGCAUUACGUCGCGUCCGAUUCACCGGUUCCGGCGUCGUCAUCGGUACCGCCGUCGGACACCGCGUCGACGGACAGUGACCGGUCUUCCGUUAGUUCAACGCAAUAAUACAGACGACCGAAUUGCCUCUUCUGCGUUUGCACGCGCGGAUGGGAUGGACAUUGAUCGAUUCUUUUGAUAUCGUCAUUUUUCUCGUGCUCAACGAUAUUCGUCUUGCCGAUUAACGUACCCCGUUCUCUUGAUCUUUUGUUUUCGUUUGCCCCUUUCGGUUUCCUCGUUCAAUCUCUGCUUCGUAACACGAUCGACAAACGCGUACGAACAAAGUUGCAUUUAUUUUUCAGCAGAGAUCGAAGAACUGAAAUAACAGAAAUAACUGAAAUAACUGAAAUACGCUUAUAGACUACGAGUAAACGAGCGACACGGACGUGUGCGUAUAUGCACACGCGCACGUACACGCGUAUAUACACGAGUAUGAAUGCGCGAUAAAUUCUCGCGCGUACGUAAAUUUAGUACUAUACGCAGUUGUUUGUUUGUCUCUUUACUAUUUGUGUAGGGAUAAACAAUCUCGAUUGUUUGAAUUUGAGUAUGCACGUUUCCCGAAUAAGCGACAAAUGGUAUUGUUAAGAAUCUCGUUCCUACGGUUAAACGAACAAAAUGUGAUACGAUGCGGAAAACGAUCGAUUACGAACCCUAUAAACGUAUGCGUGAUCAGUGAUUCGCAUACUUCGCAUACUUCGCAUACUUCGCAUACUUCGCAUAUUUCGCAUAUUUCGUAUUGUUCGUGUUUCACGCAUAAUACCCACACGGCAGGACUGUUCCACUUUUUGGCAGUCGACGGAGAACUUGUUUAAUUGUACAUCGAUACGUACGUUCACUUGAAAAAUCAAAGCGCCCACAAGUACUGGGCGAGUCGAUUAGACAGCGUUUCUGUAAGUACUCUGCAACAUAACAUUUGAACAGUUAUUGGGACGACGGUGACGGUGACGGUAACGGUGACGACGACGACGACCACGACAGUGACGACGACGACGACGACAGUAGUCCCUAGUCGUAGAAAAUAAAUAUUUUAUACGAGUCUUGUGAUUAAACGCGAAAAUCGUCGGCGAAAACUACGACGUGUUUGCUAAGAUAGAAUUAUUAGGAAAUUCAACGGCCGAUGAUGCACCGUCGCGUGACUAUAGAAGGAUCGCGAAAAUUCUGACACGUAAAGGUCAGAAUCCGAUUACGGUUCUAUACGUUUCAGUUAUUCUUGAUAAUCAUCGUUUUAAUGCGAGAACGCGUUGUUGCGUCAUCUGUAAAAUGCAAAGCGCACUUGUUGUACGAGCGUAAUUUUGUUAUCUAUUCAUGUAUGCUGAUAGAAUUACCGCUUCCCUUUGCACGUACGAGCGUAUACUUGUACGUGCAUGCCUGACAAACGCCUAAAGCAUUAUACAAGCAAGUUGAAUGCGAACGAAUACUAGUCUAGCAUGUGCUAUACUUGCACCAAUGAAAUCGAUAAAGUGGCUAUCGCGUUUCUGUAACAUUGCGGUAACCCGUCUCGAAACGACCCCCGCGGUAUUGCUCUGUUCCGAACACCGUUGACGUAGUACGUACGAAAUUGCCAAUAUAACCAUGUCAUCGAGGGGCCUUACAGCCAUAGGGUUCCUUAGUUGAGCGAGCAAUCAAAACGGCACGUGUUACUUGCACGAUUUUAACCAGUUAAAUAUCAUAAUUAGAUCGCGAACGUAAAGUGAGAGCUAUACACAAGCGUCGAAACGAAAUUAGAGAAUUUUUCAUUAUACGCGCUUACCAUUACUUUUCAA